Molecule: messenger RNA, 404 nt
Organism: Porites lobata
Lineage: Eukaryota; Metazoa; Cnidaria; Anthozoa; Scleractinia; Poritidae
Source: the annotation of a GenBank genome assembly
AUGCUGAUUUACGACAGGACUAGCCACUUCAGCAAGGUGGGUGUUAAUUUAGAAAAAAAUCGGUUUCUUCUUGAGAACUUGUGCUCGUCUAAUGUUUGCAUUUAUUUAUCGUUACUAUUUGGUAUUUGUUCCAGGUCAAUGAUGCCCGAAAGUACUUGUUCGCCAAGAAAGGGAGAGGGUUGGAAGGACUCCCACCCACUCGUGACGCUCUGGACCAACACCUGAAGUGCGCCGUCUAUCAAGGAAAUUACAUGUGGGGACAGGCAACCGCCCUCAAGCCUGUUCUUCCUGAACCACCAAAUUGGGGCUGGACCCUUGGAAGAAAAGAGCAGCUGCAACCACAAUGGGUUACGCUACUAGCAGCGGCUGUCAUGUGCAAAGAGCUGGUCCAAUUGUGGUUGUAA